Molecule: messenger RNA, 1729 nt
Organism: Phragmites australis (common reed)
Lineage: Eukaryota; Viridiplantae; Streptophyta; Magnoliopsida; Poales; Poaceae
Product: inositol-tetrakisphosphate 1-kinase 1-like
Exons: 10
Coding region: 295-1344 (349 amino acids)
Biological process (GO): inositol trisphosphate metabolic process
Cellular component (GO): cytoplasm
Molecular function (GO): inositol-3,4,5,6-tetrakisphosphate 1-kinase activity; inositol-1,3,4-trisphosphate 6-kinase activity; ATP binding
Source: RefSeq, a predicted model, not a curated record
UCCCUCCGCUUGCUCCAUUUCUCCCCACCCCCACCUUCCCUCUCCUCUCUCUCUCUCCUCGCAUCGCCAUUAAACGCAAAGAACCAAAAAACUUUCUGUGCAAAAAAUUUCAUCUUCUCUUCUCCCCAAAUCAACCCUAAAUCCUUCUCCCCGUCCGCGAAUUCCUCCUACCCGAUCGCAGCCGGAUUUUGCCCGGAUUUUUUUCCCGAUUUUUCGAGGUAUUUUUCGUUGUGGGGGGGGGGGGGGGGUUUCGUCGCCAUUCCUGGGGCGACGGUUGGGGUUAGGUUUGCGGGGAUGAGGCUGCACGGGGAGGUGUCGGACGACGAGGCGGCGGCGGCUGCGGCGUUGGUGGGAGAACCGGUUGCUGUGUCACCGUCCCCGCCGCCCGCCGCCGCGGGGCAGCAGAGGCUCGUGGUGGGGUACGCGCUCACCAAGAAGAAGGUGAAGAGCUUCCUGCAGCCCAAGCUGCUCGCGCUCGCCAGGAAGAAAGGCAUUCAUUUUGUAUCAAUUGAUGAGUCUCACCCUCUCUCAGAACAAGGCCCAUUUGACAUUAUUUUGCACAAGCUUACUAGCAAGGAGUGGCAGCAAGUUCUGGAGGAUUAUCGCGAAGAGCAUCCAGAAGUGACUGUCCUUGACCCACCAAAUGCUAUCCAAAAUUUGCAUAAUCGCCAGUCGAUGCUUCAAGAAGUUGCUGAUUUGAACUUGUCCAAUGGCUAUGGUGAGGUUUGCACUCCACGACAGCUGGUCAUCAUGAAAGAUCCGUCUUCUAUACCUGAUGCAGUUGCCAAGGCUGGACUAACCUUGCCCUUGGUUGCCAAACCAUUGGUAGUUGAUGGAACAUCAAAAUCUCAUGAACUAUCUCUUGCUUAUGUUGAGGCAUCGCUGCCUUUGCUUGAUCCUCCUCUAGUUCUCCAGGAAUUUGUCAACCAUGGUGGGAUCCUAUUUAAGGUAUAUAUUGUUGGUGAAACAAUACGGGUUGUCCGCCGGUUUUCUCUUCCUAAUGUUAACACCUAUGACUUGGGAAACAAUGACGGAAUCUUCCGGUUCCCAAGAGUUUCCUGUGCCACAAAUAAUGCGGAUGAUGCAGAUGUUGACCCUUGCAUUACAGAACUUCCCCCAAAGCCACUUCUAGAGAAACUCGGCAGGGAGCUCCGACGUCGACUGGGUCUUAGACUGUUUAACAUAGAUAUGAUUAGAGAACAUGGAAGAAAGGAUCGGUACUAUGUCAUUGACAUCAACUAUUUUCCUGGAUAUGGUAAGAUGCCAGGUUAUGAGCACAUAUUUACUGACUUCCUGCUAAGCCUCGUGCAAAGCAAGUACAAGAGACGUUUAAAUGGGAGCUGAAGCGUAGAGAAGCUUGCUGAGAUGGAGACCAGAACAUUAACAGAUGGCAACCAGCCAGCCAUGUAACAGUGGCAAGUAGAUAGAUUUUCCAGUAUGUACAUAUCAAGGGGAUGGAUGUUAGCCUGAGGCGCCGAGGCCUUUUUAUGAGAGGAGGCACAUAUCAGAAACAAGAAAUGAAGUAUGUGGGCUGGGGCUGGGACGGUGUCAGAAGAAGAAAGGCUCGGUUGCUGUGUGCCCAACCCGUGUAAAUUGUUAAUUCAGUGCUUACCUGAAGGCUUCUUUUCAACAAAAUGUUGCAGCUGGGCCUCAUGAGAUACAGGAUUCUGUUUCUAAUUACAUUAUGUUUUCUGCUUUCAUCUUCUAUAUAAUUUGACGCUUCAUUGUU